AUGGAAUCGAAUAUCAAACUCCAAAAGGAGGAAGGUGCCGUAUUUCAUGAUCCUACUCAAUAUAGGAAAUUGGUUGGUAAGUUACUUUAUCUAACAAAUACAUGGCUUGGCAUCAGUUACAUCGUGAAUCUUCUAAGUCAGUUCAUGGAAGCCCCACGGAUACCUCACUAUGAUGCUCUCAUUAAGGUCAUUCGGUGUCUCAAAAAUACACUAGGCCAAGGACUCUUCUUUCCUGCCAAUUCACCAUUAAAAAUCACAACCUACUCGGAUGCUAAUUGGGCCAAUUGCCCCGACACACGACGAUCAACAAUUGGCUUUUGCAUGUUCAUUGGUCAAUCUCUCGUUGCCUGGAAAUCGAAGAAGCAGAACACUAUCUCGCUAUCCUCGGCUGAAUCAAAAUACAGAGCCAUGGUUGCUGCAGUUUGUGAACUUACAUGGCUUCGAUAUUUUCUCAACAACCUCUACAUUACGAUUGAUGAUCAAGCCACCUUGUAUUGUGACAAGUUAGCUGCAUUGCAUAUAGCUGCCAACCUCGUGUUCCAUGAGCGAACCAAGCACAUUGAACUAUAUUGUCAUCUAGUUCGUGACAAAAUUUCAGCUGGCCAAGUAGUUAAGUUGCCUGAGCUUUUGGCAUAUGUGAAUAUUGAAGAGGAAACGCUGACACGCUCGCAGCAGAAAUUAUUUCAUUUUCUCAAGUAUCAACUCAAUCCUUACUCUAUUGCAUUGAAAUAUAGUAUUUGA
This is a messenger RNA of Juglans microcarpa x Juglans regia, 741 nucleotides long. RefSeq lists its product as uncharacterized. Lineage: Eukaryota; Viridiplantae; Streptophyta; Magnoliopsida; Fagales; Juglandaceae. The coding region runs from base 1 to 741 and encodes 246 amino acids. The record is from RefSeq and is a predicted model, not a curated record. The transcript has 2 exons.